AUGGCAGGAAACGUGAAAGACAAGGAAGCUUAUCAAAGACUGAACUUUCUGUAUCAGGUACGUUUUCUUGAUUUCUAGUAAUCUAGCUAUACCGUUGGCUAGCUAACUGAUUUGCUCAGAUAGUGCAUUAAUAUGAUAUUGAUUUCUUGCAGGCUGCACACUGUGUUUUGUCUCAAACCCCUGAGAAUGUGGAAUUAGCUCGUUUUUACUUCUUCACUCAGAAGACCAUCGCAAAACGUUUGGUAUUAAGACAGUGAGUACACUAUAACAAUAUCAUAUAAACUCUUGUCAGAAGUCAGAAAAACAUAUGCUGUUACAUUUGCGUCAAUAAAGGUUGCAACUUUCAUGUUAAGAAUAUAUGACAGAAAUGAUAAGUUUGAAAUAUGUCUGCUAAAAUAGUGAAAACUAGGGCAUGACUAGAAUGUUAUUGACAUCUUCAUAGAGACCCCUCAGUGAAAAGAACAUUAUGUAAGAAGUGCUGCUCUUUGCUGGUCCCAGGAGUAACUGCCACAGCCAGACAGAGAAGUAAGUGUAUUCACGCAAGACUGUAAGUCGCUUUGGAUAAAAGUGUCUGCUACAUGGAAUAUAUAUUAUUAUAUUAUAAGUAUCUAGCUAAAUAGAUGGCCCAUCAGCCAUCUAAACAAAGCCAACACAUUGUUGCAGGCUAUUUAAUUGUCAUUCUAGUCCUUUUCAAUACAAACACAGAUGAAAACAGAGUUGUGGUUGUAUCUAGCAGUUGGGGACAUAUGUAUCAUCCUCCUCAUGAGAUUUUGAAAGUACUGAGUGGAAGUCCAAUGUCUUUGCAUUAGUGACAUACUGUAUUUUGGAGUUGCAUAUGUUGUGGAGUAACCCAAGCUUUUUUCUCUCAAGGGACUAAGCACAGAAACCGCAUGACUGUGCUGCGAUGUCUUAGCUGUGGGCAGAGCAAGAGGUUCCUAAACAAUCCAGCGCAUCGCCUGUGGGUGGACCAGCCUGAGGCCCAGCUGGAGAACCAAUCACAGCCAGGUGAGGUUACCCUGGAACAACUCCACUACAUUGCAGUUAUGGAUCAUAUUGGGUGGCCAACUAAGUACCAUCAUGUACACUCUCCUACAUAUUUAUUUGGACAGUGAAGCUAAAACUUUUAAUUUGGCACUAAACUCUAGCAUUGUUUUAUGAGGCGACAGUACAGAAUGUCACCUUUUAUUUGAGGGUAUUUUCAUACAUAUCUGUUUUACCGUUUAGAAAGGAAAGCAUAUCUAGUCCCCCUAUUUGAAAGUGUCGUAAGUAUUUUAUUUUAUUUUUUUAUUUGGACAAAUUCACUUAUAGUCUAUUAAAUGUAGUCCCAAAUUUGGUAUUUGGUCCUAUUUUCCUAACAUGCAAUGACUACAUCAAGCUUGUGACUCUACAAACGUGUUGGAUGCAUUUGCAGUUUGUUUUGGUUGUUUCGGAUCAUGUUGUGCCCAAUAGAAAUGUAUGAUAAAUAAUGUAUUGUAAUUUUGGCGUCACUUUUAUUCUAAAUAAAAAUAGAAUAUAUUUCCGAACACCUCUACGUUAAUGUGGAUGCUACCAUGAUUAUGGAUAAUCAUGAAUGAAUCGUGAAUAAUGAUGAGCGAGAAAGUUCGAGGCAUAAGUAUCAUACCCCCCCAAAAUGCUAACCUCCCCUGUUAUUGGUAAUUGUGAGAGGUUAGCAUGUUUUGGGGGCAUGAUCUUUGUGCAUCUAACUUUGGCUAUGUGGGGAAAGACUCUGGAGGAGUCGGGAGCUUAGGCUGUCAUUUCAGACGCAGGUGUAUUAAAAUUAAGCUUCACAUGUAACAUUUUAAUCUAAAACGUUUUCUGUUUCUUUAUGCCACUUUUCAUCCAUCUCAGAGGGAGGCCAUGGUAUUUAACCUUUCUCCUUUCUGUUUUGCAGAACAAGGUCCCUCCACUAAAGAGUUGAAGAAGGAGAAGGCAGAUGGACCCAUAACGCAGAAAUCCUCCACAGGGCCUUCCUCUGCCCAGCACCAGGUGCCUCCAUCCAAGCCCAAAACCUGA
Molecule: messenger RNA, 2013 nt
Organism: Coregonus sp. 'balchen'
Lineage: Eukaryota; Metazoa; Chordata; Actinopteri; Salmoniformes; Salmonidae
Source: the annotation of a GenBank genome assembly